Messenger RNA from Micropterus dolomieu (smallmouth bass), 1520 nucleotides. RefSeq names its product transmembrane p24 trafficking protein 3 (gene tmed3). NCBI's taxonomy places the organism in Eukaryota, Metazoa, Chordata, Actinopteri, Centrarchiformes, Centrarchidae. The record is from RefSeq and is a predicted model, not a curated record. Bases 119 to 742 code for a protein of 207 amino acids. Gene Ontology annotation, cellular component: COPI vesicle coat; endoplasmic reticulum; endoplasmic reticulum-Golgi intermediate compartment. Gene Ontology annotation, biological process: endoplasmic reticulum to Golgi vesicle-mediated transport; Golgi organization; intracellular protein transport. The transcript has 3 exons.
AAUUUAACAAACCUGCCCCGGAAGUUGUUCGUGCUCGUGCCACGUCAGAGCUAAGCCAGUUAUAAUCCCUGCAAUAGUGUCUCUGCAGUUUCCAGCUAUUCAUUUUUAUGCUUUCACAAUGCUGUGCCUGGCACUGAGCUGUCUGCUGCUGCAUGUGUUUGUGGUGCUCGGGACUGAGCUCACAUUUGAGCUGCCUGACAACGAUAAGCAGUGUUUCUACGAGGAGCUAGAGAAAGACGUGAAGUUUGACAUAGACUUCCAGGUCAUUUCUGGAGGCAACUAUGAUGUGGACUGCUUUGUCACAGAUCCUCUAAACAAUGUCUUGUAUAAUGAGAAGAAGAAGCAGUACGACAGCUUCUCUCACACCACAGCCAUGAAGGGCGUCUACAAGGUCUGCUUUAGCAACGAGUUCUCCACUUUUACACACAAAACGGUGUACCUGGAGUUCCGCUAUGGAGAUGAGGAACCUCUCCUGCAGAGCAUGACUGGUGUUCGAGCACUGACACAGUUGGAGUCAUCUUGCGUCUCCAUUCACGAGAUCCUGAAGGUGGUGGCUGAUUCGCAGACAUGGUACCGACUGAGAGAGGCGCAUGACCGCACAAAAGCAGAGCAUCUCCUCGAGCGGGUGACCUACUGGUCCAUCGGUGAAACGGUCAUGUUGUUUGUCAUCGGCAUCGGUCAAGUCAUGUUGCUCAGGAGCUUCUUCACGGAGAAGAAAGGCUCUGUGGCAGCCACUACUUAGAACUCUUGAUAUGCCCUCAGAAACAGGUGGACACAUAAGUGCAUCUGCAGACCAGCAUGCAUCUUAGUGUUUUCAGCAAACACUUUGUUAGAGGGAUAGUUCGAAUAAUUCUUCUUUUUUCCUGCUUACCCAGUGUCAGAUAAACGUGUGAAUGUCUCUCUUUUUUUUUUUUAAAUGUCUGUAUUGAUUUGUUCUGGACAAGCUAUACUGAAAAGAAACUUGUACUUGUGUUGGAAAUGAGAUUGACACCUUUCAACCUUGCACAGAUUAUUUAUUACGUUUUAUAGAAGUAGGGCUAAAAGACAAAGCAGGUUUAGUUGGAUCUUUCUGUUAAUAACCCAGAUUGCCUUACAGUAGGACCAUUGUGGAUUUUCAUCUGGGUACCCAGCAAGUAAAUAGUGGCACACUGAUAGAAACCAAAGAAGUGUUGUUUCUGAAUGUUAGUCUUGUUUGUUUUAUAGUGUGUGUGUGUGUGUGUGUGUGUGUGUGUGUGUGUGUGUUAUGUUUGGUAUUACCUUUUAAUUUAAGUGCAAAAUGUUGUUAUGAGUUGUAAGAGCUCUGUCUCAGUCAUGUCCUUGUGUGUCUCAUACAAAGUGCCUUAAGAAAUCCUUUUAUUUUUUUCAUUUCCUACAAAGUUUAAAGCUUACGUUUCAAUUUGUCUGUUAUGUGCCAUCUUGUUGUUGUUGUUACUGAUUCAUUGGAUACUCCCUUCUCAUUAUGUUUUACAUUUGGAUGUGCUUACAAGUCUGUUAUUUCAUAAAGAGAUACAUUUAAUGGA